AUGGCAGCACCCGGCCACCGCAGCGUCUCGGCUGCUCUUCGGGAGCACUUGCGGCGCCUGGGUCUGCAGGACUUCCCUUGCGGCCUUGGCAGCUGGAACAAGUCUCGCUUCAAUGCACGCACGAGACGCCUCCGAGGCCGGCCGGGGCCAGGCACGGAACCGGUGGAGGAGGUCGACAAGGGUCUGUUGCAGUUACAGCAGCUGGAGGAGCUCAUCCUCAGUGCCAACCAGAUCAGCAGGAUAACCUCGGCCAACCUGCCGCGGACACUGAAGGUCCUGGAGCUUUGCUGCAAUGCUGUGGCUGAUUUGAAGGACCUGUGCACUCAGCCACCUCCAGAGCUGCAGCACUUGGGGCUGGGACACAACAGGCUGUACGGACCUUCGCAGGACAAGUACCUCACUGCCGACUUCUGGCCAAAUCUUGUCUCCCUUGACCUGAGCUUUAACAGCUUCAUGGAUCUGCCGAGGCUGGUCUCCCAGCUGUCCAGUCUGCAGAAGCUUCGUGUCCUGGUGCUCCAAGGAAACCCGCUGGCUCUCAUUCCCACUUACAGAGGCUUCCUUGUGGACAGCCUGCCCAAGCUCUCCUUCCUUGAUGACAUCCACAUAGGACCUGACGAGAGGCACCAGUUUCACGGUUUGGCGAGGCAGCCAGAGCUGAUCAGGAAUGAAGCACGAGUGGUUGUGAGCGUUGGGGAAAUCAAGGGAGUCCCUGAUCCCAGCGCCCUUCAGCAGCUGGAGGUUGGCUCCGAGGCUCCGGAGAUCACCUACAGAUACUGUGUGACCUACGAGUUUGUGGAGGGAGAGGACAUCGAUCCCUCUCUGUUCCAGGUAACAAAAAUCCACCAGAGUCCCAUGGUGGCCACCCUGGGUGUAGACAGCUCUGCUCGGGACACGGGAGAAGAAACCAGCCCACAGCAGCCUGCAGCCACGGAGGAGUCCAAGGCCCACGCUGCAAAGGUGUUUGUCACCCCUGGAAAGCCCUGGGCAGACACCAUCGACUGCAGCUACAGGAAGGAGCACACUGCCAAGGACUUAGUGGGGCUGAAGUCCUACCUGGCAGCUGGAACGACUGUCUCGAUCGUGGAGGAGAAGGUGCUGUCAUGGCCUGUCAAUGCUGAUCCAGAAGAAAAUGCAGUCACGAAUAGCAAGGCAGGACGGGGGCUGCAGAAGGACGGUGGAAAGGGUCCUGUGCCCAGGGACAAGAAGAAGAAGAAGAAGGAGAAGCCAUGUGAACUCCGCAGUGACCCUCCCAUUCGGAGGACCCUGGGCACUGGGAGGGUGACCCUGGAGGCCCUCCUGGCCACCGAGGACCUGGUGGCAACUGUGUGCGACUUUGGGAUCCUGAUCACUGAGCUACCGCUGCAGCCACCAAGUCUGGAGGAGAAGGACGGGAAAAAAGGCAAAGACAAGAGCAAAAAAACAAAAGCGGAGAGAGAAAGUCAGGCCAGCCGGAAAACCACGGCGUCUGCCAAAGGAAAAAGAAAAAACAAAGACUCCGCUGAGCUGGAGGAGGGUCGAGGGCCUUCCAGGUGUAGCAAGGAGACCUUCCUCUUGCUGGCCGUCAAAUCUUCACCGAUCAACAUAGACCGUCGGGUGGCAAUCAGGAACACGUGGGGGAAGGAGGUCUCCAUCGGUGGCAAGCGCAUCAGGCUGGUGUUCCUUCUAGGGCGCUCAGAGGCCAAUAUCCAGGUACAGCCCCUGCACCAGCUGCUGGCUUACGAGAGCCGGGAGUUUGAUGACAUCUUGCAGUGGGAUUUUGUUGACAACUUCUUCAACUUGACCCUCAAGGAGCUGCAUUUCCUCCGCUGGUUCGUGGAGGACUGCCUGCCUGCCAGGUUCGUGCUGAAGGGCGAUGAUGAUGUCUUUGUCAACACUUACAACAUUGUUGAGUUCCUCCAAGAGCUGGACCCUGAACAAGAUCUCUUUGUUGGGGAUGUGAUCACCAACGCCCGGCCCAUCAGGAACACCAAGGUCAAAUACUUUAUUCCAGAGUCCAUGUACAGAGCCCCUUUCUACCCUCUCUACGCGGGUGGAGGGGGCUAUGUGAUGUCCAGAGAGACAGUGCGCCGCCUCCAGAGCACCGCAGAGGACACGGAGCUCUUCCCCAUAGAUGAUGUCUUUGUGGGAAUGUGUCUGGCAAAGAUGGCGCUGGCUCCAAAGAACCACGCUGGCUUUAAGACUUUUGGGAUCCAGAGACCUUUCAAUCCUUUUGAUCCAUGCUUGUACAAAGAGCUGAUGAUUGUGCACAGACUAAACCCAACCGAGAUGUGGAUCAUGUGGACGCUGGUAAAGGAUGACAGCAUUAGGUGCGCGGUGUCAGUAACGCACAGCUACAGGAGGGCUCGGAAGAGAAGCUACUGA
Opisthocomus hoazin is the source of this 2361-nucleotide messenger RNA. The record is from RefSeq and is a predicted model, not a curated record. Lineage: Eukaryota; Metazoa; Chordata; Aves; Opisthocomiformes; Opisthocomidae.